Molecule: messenger RNA, 786 nt
Organism: Lolium perenne
Lineage: Eukaryota; Viridiplantae; Streptophyta; Magnoliopsida; Poales; Poaceae
Product: probable CCR4-associated factor 1 homolog 11
Cellular component (GO): CCR4-NOT complex
Molecular function (GO): poly(A)-specific ribonuclease activity; nucleic acid binding
Source: RefSeq, a predicted model, not a curated record
AUGGACGGCGCCGUCCGGUCGGUGUGGGCCGAGAACUUCGACACCGAAUCACAAGUGCUCCGCCAAGUCGCGCCCCACGCCCAGCACGUCGCACUGAAUGUGCAGUACCCCGGCUGCGUCGUCGCCCACAGCAGCGGCCGGCACCACCGCGACCUCACCACCGAUGAGAAGUACGAGGUCAUUCGAGCGAACGUGGCCCUGCUCAAGGCGCUCCAGGUGGGGAUCGCCGUCCUCACCGUCGACGGCCAACGCUUCGCCUGGGAGUUCAACCUGCGCGGGUUCGACGUCGAGUCAGACGAUGAAGCGAGAGAUCCCAAGUCCAUCGCCUACCUCACCGACUGCGGCGUCGACUUCAACCGGCUUCCCCGGGACGGUAUCGACGGGUGCAAGCUCCGCUGCCUGUUGCAGGACUCUGGUCUUCUCAAAGCCAGGCCGUCGUGGGCGACGUUCACGGGCGCCUACCACGUCGCCUACUUCGUGACCAUCAUGUCGGGCAAGAAGCUCCCGGAGAGCGUGGACGCCUUCAUGGAGAUGGUGCGAGAGCUUGUCGGGCCGUUGUACGACGUGAAGCGGCUGGCGAGGGAGCACGAUGGGAGCUGCGUCGGAGCGCUGAGCAAUGUCGUGAAGAAGCUCGCCAUCGUGCCGCCCGGUGAAGAGAUCUCCAAGUCGAAGCCUGCCGGCACGGGUAGCAUGCUGGCACUUCUCGCCUUCCAGACGUUGAAGCAGAAACUUGGCACCAACACGGAGAAGUACAGCCACGAGCUGUGUGGUCUUCAGUCUAUUUAA